CUGCUUAUAAAAUCGAAAAACACAAGAUUCAGGGCACAAAAUUAUGCAGAUGAGAUUGGUGUUCUGGAUGGUGGUGAUGAUGGUCAUGUUAACAUCUUCUACCAUCACGGUAAUUUCGAAUGUUUCUUUAGAAAACUGCACACGAACAUGUGGAAACGUUAGUGUACCUUACCCUUUUGGAUUUGGCCAUCCUAAAUGCGCCAUAAACUCCUCCUUCCUGCUUCAAUGCAACCAGAGCGGCCUCUUCUUUAGCGGCGGCGGCCUCUUCCUUGGUGGCGGCAACGUCAUUCAAAUUGACAACAUAUCGUUGGAAGACGGUACCAUCACCCCAUACAUUCCCGCCGCUGCUUCCGAUUGCUACAACGACUCGAAAGAAGUGUACUCCAAUUACUAUUUUCUCAUGCUAGAUGGAUGGCCCUUGACUAUCUCGCCCACACGCAACAAGUUGAUUGCAUUAGGCUGCGACGCCCUGGUCACAAUGAGCGACCCAGAGGGAAGGUUCGGAAGUGGGUGCCUCUCCAUCUGCCAUGACCGUGCCGACAUAAGAAAUGACGAUUCAUGCUCCGGUUUCGGAUGCUGCCAGACCUCCGUCCCCAAGCACCUCAACCGACUGAACGUUACGGUUCGCAGUUUUUCUAAUUACCAAGAUGUUUGGCAUUUCAACCCCUGCAGUUAUGCUUUUGUGGUUGCGAAUUCUUUCAAUAUAUGGGAAAUUAACUUCCUUGGUCCAAGAAGAACUAUUCCGCCGCUGCCUGUGGUGUUUGAAUGGGCUGUCGGAGAUCAGCGGGGCUGCCAAGAUAUUUGCAGCCUAAAUGCUCUUACUCGGACACCGGUGGUGGAUUUCGCUGUUCGUGCAGGCCAGGGUUCGCUGGAAAUCCCUAUCUCCCACAAGGAUGUCAGGGUUAAUACUCCACCAGACGUUGAUGAGUGCAAAGAACCACACAAGUAUCCUUGCCCAGGAACUUGCCUGAAUACAAUCGGAUCCUACACUUGUGAAAACAAAACAAACAAAACAUCCUGGCCUAUCAUUUUGGGUAAGACCCUUAUCCUACGGCUUUUAUGAAAAAAAAAAUGUACAUGAAUGACUUGAAAAGUUUUAAAUACCUUAAUAAAUUAAUAUUUAAAGA
Molecule: messenger RNA, 1127 nt
Organism: Rubroshorea leprosula
Lineage: Eukaryota; Viridiplantae; Streptophyta; Magnoliopsida; Malvales; Dipterocarpaceae
Source: the annotation of a GenBank genome assembly